This is a messenger RNA of Arabidopsis lyrata subsp. lyrata, 2033 nucleotides long. Its product is annotated as myosin-binding protein 3. NCBI's taxonomy places the organism in Eukaryota, Viridiplantae, Streptophyta, Magnoliopsida, Brassicales, Brassicaceae. The record is from RefSeq and is a predicted model, not a curated record. Bases 702 to 1805 code for a protein of 367 amino acids. The transcript is spliced from 3 exons.
AGAAAAGAAGUCGGCCAUAGUAGGACCCACCGGAGCUAAUACUUGGCCCUGUAAUGAGCCGUUGAAAAUCCUGAAUCUCUCUCUUUUUGUUUUCUUUUUCAAUUCUUUAAGAGGUUAGAAUUUGGCAACAAGAACUUUUCAAACCACAAAACAAAGAGAAGUAAGACAUGUCCCACGCAACAAAAAUUAAUGGUCUCACUAAGCUUUAAUCAUUCAAAGAUUAUUUCACCAAAUAUGUUCCAGCUCUUUUCUUAAGAUAUUCCAGAAUAUCAUCAUUAUUUUACUUGAUUUUUUACUGUUUUUGAUAAAAGACCCUUUCUUUUUCAUUUUUGUUUUCCCUGUAGGAAUUUUGUUCAUGAGAAUUUCUCAUUCGAACUCUCAAAUUGAUUCUUCUUUAUGCUGAGAAAAGUUGAACAACUUUGUCCUGUUUAUGAUCUGAGAUGUUUUGUAGUUUUGUCUACUUUGAUUUUGGCACAUAAUCAUAAUGGUUUUGGUCCGGCGUGCCUUUUGUGAUUUGAUUAUAUUCCCUUUUUGGAUAAUUUCCUCUUUGAUUAUCUAAUUUUUUUUUUUGUUAAUUCAUCAGAAAAUGUUCAUCAUCUCUUCUAUCUGAAGCAUUUCCUCUGUUGAAGAGAUUAAAUUAGUCCUCAUACCAAAAUCUGCAAGUUCAUUAAUCAAUUCCUCUUCUGCAACUCUCCUGAGACAUGGUUGAACGAAGCCGCAGCUUCAAACUACCCGGAGCUGAGACAAUUGAUCUAAGAAUCGCUCUUUAUGAGCGCAAAGAAGUAAUUGAGAGGCUCCAAGAUGAGUUGAAUGCAGAGAGAGAAGCAUCUGAAACGUCAGCGAACGAGGCCAUGUCAAUGAUUCUUAGGCUGCAAGGAGAGAAAGCUGAGCUAGCAAUGGAAGCUGGUCAGUACAAGAGAAUGGUUGAAGAGCAAAUGUCUCACGCUGAAAUGUCCUUUGCGCUUUUGGAGGAUGUGAUUUACCAGAAAGAGAUUGAAGUCACUGCUCUUGCUUAUCAAGUGGAAGUUUAUAGAAGCCAGCUUUUGAGCUUGGGGUUUAGUGAUUUGAAUAGCUUAGAUGUUAAGCUUCAAGAGAAUGAUGAUCAUGAUGAUGAGAAUAUUAUGAAGAUGAAUGAUUUGUCAUUGAGUGAUAGAUCUCAAACACCCUCUCCUGAAUUGGUUACAGAUUUUUCGAUUCCCGAUGAGAAGGAAGUUAUUGAGCAGAGCUUGGAAUCACAGAAGAGUUCCUUAGAUGUGUAUUGGGAGCAGAUCAAGAAACUGAAUGAGCAAGUGAAAGAGCUUACAGGCUUUAGAGAUUCGAUGCGAGAUCUGCACACGACUUCAGUGUCUGAAUCUUGUUUAAACAAGGGAGAAGAAGAUUAUGCAAGCUCAUCAAACUUUCAAGAAGAUACACAAGAAAGAAAAAAGGAAGCAAAGGGUUUAUGUAAGACUGAUGACACAAUGGUGAUAAAGGUCUCAAAGCAGACGAAGUUAGAGAAGAAGUCAUCUAAACAGACAAGAGAAAGAAGCGGCAAGAGAAACCGUGCAGAGUAUCAAGCUGAAUUGCAACGGUUGAGACAGAGAGUAGAGCGGCUUGAGCGAGGAAAAACUAACACAGAGCCUGAAACUAGUGGAGCGAUUAAGCAAGAAGAGAUAAUAAGUCUACUGAAGGAAGUGAAGGAGGAGCAAAGUUUUGUGCAAUCAUCUGAAGUAAAGAAGAGCUUGAAUACAAUGGAGAAUUUACAACCUUGGGUCGACCCAACCAUUAUUUCUGUUCAAGAGGCAAUGCUUUACUUCUGGCUAUGAGACAAAGAAAAAAAGGUACAGGGCAAAGUUUUGGUUUGAUUUGAGUGUAUAUCAUUGUGUUCUGUUUUUGUUUGCCUAAAGUAGAAAUCUGUAAAUCUUUGUAUAAAGCCUCACAAUUGUAGAUUGUCUUAUGAGUGACAAUUAGCAAAAACAUCAUCUUGUGGAUUACUUGUUUGUGUGUGUAUAUCUAUUGAAGAGAAAUACAAAAGACUCACAGUUGAUCAGACU